AAGUCGCCAAGUUGCUCCUGAAGGCAAAAGCUGAUCCAAACGCUGAAUCUCGGAAUGGCUUUACUCCCCUCCAUCUUGCAGCACAAGAUGGGAGCGUUGAAAUGGUCCGCUUGCUUCUCGAUAACAAGGCAAAAGUCAAUGCUAGAGCUAAGAAUGGCCUUACUCCGAUGCAUUUAGCUGCCCAAGAAGACAGCGUAAAGGCGGCGGAGGUUCUCUAUGCUGCAGGUGCUCUGUUGGAUCCAACCACAAAAGCCGGUUAUACUCCUCUACACACAGCUUGUCACUUUGCUCAAUUGAACAUGAUCAAGUUCCUCAUCUCGAAGGGGUGCAAUGUGAACGCACGCACUGGAAUGGGCUCCAGCACCUUGCAUUUGGCGGCUCAACAAGGUCAUCCCCAAGUCAUUUACACUCUAUUGGAGAGUGGAGCCGACCCCAAUCUCAAAAACAAAGUAUGUUUUUUUGCUUGUGAAAUUAUUUGA
Molecule: messenger RNA, 479 nt
Organism: Hydatigera taeniaeformis
Lineage: Eukaryota; Metazoa; Platyhelminthes; Cestoda; Cyclophyllidea; Taeniidae
Source: the annotation of a GenBank genome assembly